This is a messenger RNA of Prunus armeniaca (apricot), 1227 nucleotides long. NCBI's taxonomy places the organism in Eukaryota, Viridiplantae, Streptophyta, Magnoliopsida, Rosales, Rosaceae. The record is from the annotation of a GenBank genome assembly.
AUGGAAGGAGGCUUGAACCAUAUGAUCAAGACCCCAUUCUUGUCAUGUGAAGAUGAAAGGGCCAACAAACAUGGUUUAGUUGGAAGCAGUAACUCUGUUGCUGCUAUGAAAUGUGAUUUCUUCUCCAAAUUGCCUGACAAGGUUCGGUCUGGCUUCGAUCCUGAGGCCCCUUUCCAUCUUAACCUUUCUAAAACCACUGGCUUGAUAGAAGGGGAAAGAGAAUACUAUGAGAAGCAAUUUGCCACCCUAAGGUCUUUUGAGGAAGUUGACUCUCUAGAAUCACCCCAUGUCAUUGAUGAAGAGGAAGAUCGAAAAGAACAAGCCCAGCAUGAGAAAGCAAUGAACAUUUCUAAUUGGGCAAACAUCUUUCUGCUUGCUUUUAAGGUAUACGCUUCACUAAAGAGUGGAUCCUUAGCUAUUGCAGCAUCAACACUAGAUUCUUUGCUAGAUCUUAUGGCUGGUGGUAUACUUUGGUUCACACACUUGUCCAUGAAAAACAUAAAUAUCUACAAGUACCCUAUUGGGAAAUUGAGAGUGCAACCAGUAGGCAUCGUUGUAUUCGCGGCUGUCAUGGCUACUCUUGGUUUUCAAGUGCUUAUCCAGGCCCUUGAACAACUGAUCAAGGACAAACCUUCUGAGAAGAUGAUUUCACAAAACUUGAUCUGGUUGUAUGCCAUCAUGCUGACAGCUACUGGAGUUAAACUUGUCCUUUGGUGUUAUUGCAGAAGCUCUGGAAACACAAUUGUCCGCACAUAUGCAAAGGAUCAUUAUUUUGAUGUGGUAACAAACUUAGUUGGUUUGGUUGCUGCUGUUCUUGGUGAUAUAUUCUGUUGGUGGAUUGACCCUGUUGGGGCUAUCAUCCUAGCAUUCUACACAAUUUCCAAUUGGUCCGGAACUGUGCUAGAAAAUGCAGUUUCUCUGGUUGGACAAUCAGCUCCUCCUCAAGUGUUGCAGAAAUUGACAUACCUCAUCCUAAGGCACCACAGAUUAAUAAGACGUGUCGAUACAGUUCGUGCCUACAUGUUUGGGGUUCUUUAUUUCGUUGAGGUUGACGUAGAACUGCCAGAAGAUUUGCCUUUAAAAGAAGCUCAUGCAAUUGGAGAGUCAUUGCAAAUCAAGAUUGAAGAGCUCCCAGAAGUCGAACGGGCGUUCGUUCAUCUCGAUUAUGAAUGUGACCACAAGCCAGAGCACUCUGUUCUGAGCAGGCUCCCCAGCAGCCAUGCUUAA